ACAGACUCAUCCUAAUGCAUCAUCAACAUCCAUCACUGUAAGACCUUACAGCCAUGGCUUCCUCCAACUUCUCCACUGUUCUCUCUCUCUCCCUAGCCCUCUUCCUGCUGCUUCUCACCCAAGCAUACUCAGACGACUUCUCCUUUAACUUCAAAUCCUUCGACCAAUCCAACCUUAUCCUCCAAGGUGACGCCGUCGUCUCAACCGCCGGCCGGAUACGACUCACCAAAGUUAAAGGCAACGGCAAACCCACGCCGGCCUCUCUGGGCCGCGCCUUCUACUCCGCCCCCAUCAAAAUCUGGGACAGCACCACCGGCAAAGUCGCCAGCUGGGCCACCUCCUUCACUUUCAACAUCAAUGCUCCCAACAAAUCAAACUCCGCCGAUGGGCUUGCAUUCGCUCUCGUACCCGUCGGCUCCGAGCCCAAAUCCAACGCCGGUUUUCUUGGUCUUUUCGACAACGCCACCUACGACAGCUCCGCCCAGACCGUGGCUGUGGAGUUCGACACCUACUCGAACCCUAAGUGGGACCCGGAACCCCGUCACAUCGGCAUCGACGUGAACUCCAUCGAGUCUAUCAGAUGGGCGUCGUGGGGUCUGGCGAACGGGCAAAACGCGGAGAUUCUGAUCACCUACGACGCCUCCACGCAGCUCUUGGUGGCUUCUCUGGUUCACCCUUCCCGGAGAACCAGCUACAUCGUGUCUGAGAGAGUGGACCUGAAGAGCGUUCUUCCGGAGACGGUCAUCAUUGGGUUCUCUGCCACCACAGGGUUGCUUGCAGGUUCAACCGAAACCCACGACAUUCUCUCUUGGUCUUUUGCUUCCAAGCUCUCAGAUGGCAAUGGCAUCACCACCGGUGGCUUGGAUCUCGCCAAGUUCGUCCUCAACAAGUUCAUCUAGACUCCAUCCUCCUGCUUUUCUGUGACACUGAAACACUACUGCAUGCACUCACACCCUUCCUGCUCCUUCUUCUUUCUUCCUAAUAACGUUUUUCUGUCACAGAAGUUAAUAACAUCAUGCCUUUUUUACUCUA
Vigna unguiculata (cowpea) is the source of this 1032-nucleotide messenger RNA. Its product is annotated as lectin DB58. The record is from RefSeq and is a predicted model, not a curated record. Lineage: Eukaryota; Viridiplantae; Streptophyta; Magnoliopsida; Fabales; Fabaceae. Gene Ontology annotation, molecular function: carbohydrate binding.